Aspergillus terreus NIH2624 is the source of this 519-nucleotide messenger RNA. RefSeq lists its product as uncharacterized. NCBI's taxonomy places the organism in Eukaryota, Fungi, Ascomycota, Eurotiomycetes, Eurotiales, Aspergillaceae. Bases 1 to 519 code for a protein of 172 amino acids. The record is from RefSeq and is a predicted model, not a curated record. Gene Ontology annotation, molecular function: carboxy-lyase activity. The transcript has a single exon.
AUGCCUGUCCUCCCCUCCGUGCACGACACACCCUUCGACGCCGAUAUCAAGGAUCGACACCUGAUUUACGACUAUGCGGCCCAGGACGACAAGGGCAAUCCGGAAAAAUGGAGGUAUGAGAUGUGGUUCUACAACGAAGACCGCAUCGUCUAUGCCAUCCAUGGUGGCCCCAUGGCAGGCCGCAAGAACUUCCAGACCGCAACGUACCAAUGCAUCCGGCCUGGAGAGCUGUGGCAAUGCAACUGGCUCGAGGAGACCGGGACCAUCUGUUCGCUGGUGUUCGACAUCCCCAAGAAGCGCAUCACCACCUUGCUGGGAUUCUCCAAAGGCCACUGGGAGCACAGCACCGAGGCCCACGGUGAUAAGCGACACCCCGAAGAUCUGGCGAGAUGGAGAAACCUGGCCAAGAUAGGGACCCAGGUUGACCGUCACCUUCUGUCUGAGCAGGCGGAGAUCGUGGAGGAUUUCAGGGGUGCCGGGAAUUUGGAGCCGAUCGAGAUGAGUUGGUCGACGCUGUGA